AUGGCGCCCGCCAAAUCGAGUAACAAUGCUUCUGCCACCCAAUCUACCGGCGACACCUCCGCGCCCCUCGCCGAGUAUUUCUUCAUAGCCGGCAUCGAGUCGUCGCAGGUAUACGACGAGAAGGCGAAUGCUGCCCCUCCCGCGGCGCCUGUCGAGGACACCAUCGAUGAGGACAGGGAGCUAGAGAUCGACAGCGCGAGCAAUCGGCCCACCACCCCAGGUUCACCCACGGAUACAGUGCAGAGGAGGUCACGAUACAGCUUCGAGGCGAGAAAGAGUGUGGGCAGCAUCAUAAAUGCCGUAGAAGAGAAGGUACCGGCGAGCAACCGCAGCAGCACAACCAUCAAGGCAGUACAGAUUGGAGGCUCCGAGUGGACGGAUGAUGCCUUUGCAGAAGCGCUUAAGAAGUUUGCUUCGGAGAGGGACAGCUUCAUCGAGGAGAACCACAUCUCUGCUGGAACCGUCAGCACACACAACCCACAGAAGCGAGCGAGACCGCGGACGGUUCGGAUUACGCAAGACGAGGGUUCGUUAACGCCCAAUGGCAAUGGGCUCAAGAGUGGCGUGGGCAGUCUGCGUCGGCGACUGUCUACCAUGAACAGCAUGAAGCGAGCGUCUUCUGUCAUGAGCCGAAGCUCUGUGAGGCAGUCCAAGCGUCUCAGUGGCUACAACAGCGUCAUCCCAUCGCCUCAGCCAUUCCACACCACGCCUGAUAUGCAUCCGCUCAAGCGGCGGUACGAGCCGGUUCUUUUGGAUCGAUAUCCCACCAAGACAAUGGUUGAUGAAUCGAAGCGACGAACGACUUUCCCGGAUUAUGUCCCCAUGUUCACCUUUCCCAACGAUGUGACGGUGGUCUCAUCAGACGAGCGACCCAGAUCCACCUGGCACGGCUUUGCCAUGACGAAUCAAGAUAACAGCAAGCUUUAUGGUGUGGUUGUGACAGUAUGGGUGCCUUUGAACGACACUGCAUCUGAUGCAUUGGAACAUCAGUGUGAAGAGUGGAGAAAGGCAAACAUGAGUGACGAAGAGCGAGAGUUGGCCAGCAGUCUCGGGGAGAGAUUGUCAAACGAGAGAGCAAAGCUGAGCAGACUUUUGGCUGAACUUCCCAACGUGACGUCUGGAUCUGACGAGCGAGAAAAGCUGGAAGAAGAGAUCAGUGCGGUUGAAGAGAAGAUUGGACUCAUGACGGAUCUCCUCAGACCAGUCAGGCACGGCGCAGCUUCCAAGAUCGACGGUCUCACAGAAGGCGAAUCCGGAUUCUGGAUCCCACGUGCCUAUGGUAUCUUAGGGCGAGACGCGAGUUUGACCAGCUUCUGGAAAGAGUGGCUAAAGGCGAUUGUGGUACCCAUGACCAACGGUGCAGUCCUGCGAGUACCGCCCAGCUCGCCCAAAGUUGGUCUCUGGCAGCCUCUCGAACGUUACGUGUGCAACCUUUGCAUAGAAGCAUUGAGUCCAAUCACCUCCAUCACGCAAGUUGAGGUCGCCAUUCGGGAUUUACGAUUGUACGCACGAAAAGAGGCCAUCAACGAGAUCCCUGGAUCGAGAAGCACCGACCUGUACGCUUUGUUCAGAUGUUUGACGAUUCCCAACAUCAUCACGCUCUUCGAGUACGCUCUGGCCGAGUCACGGAUCAUCCUGCUCUCCUCUCACACAUCAAUGCUGCAACUGGCAUGCGCGGCUUUGACGAGUCUCCUUUAUCCCUUGAAGUGGACAGGCGUCUUGAUCCCUGUCCUACCCUACCGGCUUAUCCAAGCGCUCGAGGCACCCUGCCCGUACAUUGCAGGCGUUGAGCGGCGAUACGAGAAGCUCGACCUCCCAGACGAUGACUUCUGUUUGGUGGAUCUCGAUGAGAAUACUAUCGAGAGCACCGAGCCGCCCACACCCAUGCCAAGACCGCAGAGGAGGAAAUUGCAGGCGCUUCUGCAAGCCGCUGCACCUCACCACACUCGCUUUGGCGUGCCCACCGGCCCUCCUGCAUACGCCAUCGAGACCUUUCCAUGUGAUGCAUUCUCUUCGGAGAGUCCCCAGAUCUUCAACUCCAGAUCGACCCCUGCGACUUUGGCAAACUUUGUUAGCGAAAGCUCGACCAACUUUGGAGAUGCAAGCAACAUGCACCCGCUGCAGCGACAGACCGUCUUCAAUGCCUUUUUAAGCCAGCGACCAGAUUCUGGACAUCGGCACAACGACAGACCUUCAACAAGCUCAACGAGCACCGGCGCUAACAGCCAAUCCUCGAAAGGCUCGCCACCCUCACCCGGCACCGCACCUUCCCCCGUUUCUGGCAGCUUCCCAAACACGCCUGUCUCGCGAAAUGAUUCUGGAUUUGCGCUGCAAGCUACUCUGCGCGAGAAGAGAUCAGGGCAUUUCGGUGAAGGUCUUGUUAGACGCAACUCUGCUGUAACUUCCCUUUUCAACGCUCGCCAUCCUUUGCAAGACAAGACUAACACGCCGGAUGUGGAGCGUGUGAGCACCAUUCGCCGCCCUAGUGCGCCAGUCCUCGGACAUCAUCCGACCAUGUCAACGUCUACCCUCGGUGUUAGUGGGCAAUCAAGCUACGCGCCGAGUGUGUACGCUCAAAGCACCCUUGCCGCCAGCACCAUCAUGCAGCCAGCCAUGGUGCAGCAUGUUCGAGACAAUGAGACGACCAAGUGGGCAGAGGGACAUUGCCUGCAGAAGCGCAGCCCAGAGAGCAGGACUUACUGCACGAUUUGCGACGAGAGGUGUGAUGACGAGCUGUUCAGAUGCAGUGGAUGCGGGAUCUCAGUCCAUGGCCGUUGCUCGCCUGCAGUUUGUCACGUCUGCCCAGUCGCAUUCAGACCAGACCAGGUGCGGGCAGCAUUCGUCCGGUGCUUCGCAUCUCUCUUCUACACCUACCGUCGCUUUAUGCACCCUGCCUCCAGCGAGCGCAAGAAGCAAGGUCUCAUCUACCACUUCAACAUGGACAACUUCCUUCGAAGUGUCCCACAUGGCGACAGCGAGUACAUGAACAUGCUGCGGCAGACGCAGGCAUUCAACGAGUUCAUCAGCGAGCGCGAAUCGACCCGCGCCGAGGAUCCAUCAAUCAAGCUCUUCGACGAAAUCAUCCUCUCGAAGCGCAACCGAGGCCGCACAUCGCUCUUCUCCAAAUCGGACACCUCCUUCUUGUCCGACACUUCGGACCACCUCUGGCGCUCGGCUGCAGCGACACCACCCUCGAGUCGCUUCCCAGGAGAUGUCCGUGUUCAGAGCGGCCGCACGCCCGCGAAACUGGAUCCCACGCUCAUGAAAGAGCCACGCUCGAUCCAAGGCGCCCCACGCCUCCAGCAAGCGAGGACGAAGCGGAAGCCCGUCGCCAGCAUGCUGGGUCUGAGCUCGCAGACGGCGGACUCAUGA
Molecule: messenger RNA, 3372 nt
Organism: Zasmidium cellare ATCC 36951
Lineage: Eukaryota; Fungi; Ascomycota; Dothideomycetes; Mycosphaerellales; Mycosphaerellaceae
Exons: 2
Coding region: 1-3372 (1123 amino acids)
Biological process (GO): regulation of Rab protein signal transduction
Cellular component (GO): cytoplasmic vesicle
Source: RefSeq, a predicted model, not a curated record